Drosophila rhopaloa is the source of this 1690-nucleotide messenger RNA. RefSeq lists its product as uncharacterized. NCBI's taxonomy places the organism in Eukaryota, Metazoa, Arthropoda, Insecta, Diptera, Drosophilidae. The transcript has a single exon. Bases 122 to 1690 code for a protein of 522 amino acids. The record is from RefSeq and is a predicted model, not a curated record.
UGAAACGUGUGGCAGCACUGGACCGUAUUUUGUUGUGCUUUUUUUUCGCGACAUUGGAAUUUCAGGAUUUCGGGAUUUGGUCGAGGAAACCCGGCAGCGGAAAUUCUGGAGUGGAUCGGCGAUGAGCAGCGGCACCGCCGGCUGCAAGCGCGUGCACAGCAUCGAGGUUGAGCAGCCGCUGGAGGCGGAGCGCGUGCAGCACGGCCUUUUGCUGGUCAAGGGGCGUCUGCAGCCCAAGUGCUCCACGGCGCGGCAACUGAAGGCCACCCUCGAUCUGCCCGAGAAUCCGCCCCGCGAGCAGUUGACCCAGCUGUCGGCCACCGGCGAGUUCAAGCUGCUCUUCGACUUGGAGCAGCCGGAAACGGGUCCAGAACCGAAACCAGAGUGUGGGGAUUCAGACGAGAGCGUCUGCCUGCUGGAGUUGCGCUCCUGCACUGCCGCCCGCCUGAUUCGGUUCAAGUACAAGCCCCGGCAGAGCUCCUACCGGGUGCAGCCGCUCUACCUGCUCUGCCAGGACGAGGAGAAGCCGGUGGAGCAGCAGCGCCAGGUGCAAUCCCUCAUCGAUCUCAAUCUGCGCCUCGUGCAAUCCAUCUACGCCCACAAGCUACAGGCAGCUGGCUUUGCCAACCGCACCUUCACUUUGAACGGCGAGUGCUGCUCCUUCCGCAGCCAGUUGACCCGUGAACAGGCGCUGGCCAAAAGCGAGGACGAGCUGUGGCAGCACUUCGCCGGCGAGAUCAUCGCCUGCCCGCAGUGGGGUCACCAGAUCCUCCUCAAGUUCGUGGCCUUCGUGGCCUGCACACACUACGACGGCGACGGAGUGGCGGCCAGUGGCGACUCCUCGUACGCGAGCAUACGGCGGCAUUUGAAGGGACACGCCGCCCUGGGAGGCGGCGGACUGGCCCUGUUCGGCAGCGCCCACUUCUACGCCUGGCCCAGGACCUUCUCGGAGAUCGGGGACUGUGUGCGGAGCACGGAACGGGUGGACAUCGCGCGGCUGCCGGACGAGAGCAACUACAGGCGGACGUACGGCGGCGUGUACGCCAGCACCUUGGGCGCCGUGUGCCACGAGCUGGGCCACUGCUUCGACCUGGGCCACACCACCGAGGGGGUGAUGGGCCAGGGCUUCGACUAUCUCAAUCGUGUGUUGACUGUGGAUCAGCCCACGGAGCAUUUACCGCAGAGGAUCGUGACGGCAGCGGGAGCAGCCAGGAGGACAGCCGCAGCCGCAUCUGCUGGCCCAUCGGAGGGAUCCGCUGCCCAGCGGCCUCGCUUCACCAAGCUGAAGCUGCAGAGCAGCAGCCAACUGCUGGACAACUAUCACAACCAAAGGCGCCACGACAGCUUCUACUUUGGCCGCAAUUGCGCCGUCAUUUUGGCCAACCAUCGCUGGCUCAACCUGGAACUGGAGGAGACCGCUGCCAGCUUUGAACCCGCCGAUAUCCAGCUGAACUGGGCCACCAAGGAGAUCGUGUCCAGCAGGCCCAUCCGGUUGGUAGAGCUGCGCUGCAAUCAGAACAGCCUGGUGGCCCACUACGAGGAGUUCGAAGCGAGGGGCGGUGAGGAGGCGCCUGUGCACCGCUUCCAGCUGCCCGCUUCGCUGUGGCAUCUCCUCGCGGAGCAGCGCACCCACUACGUUUUUGUACUGACCACCAGUGGCGACACCAAGCGGCUUUCCUGUGAUCUCUAA